AUGGCCAAGACUGAAACUAUUAUCCAGAACCAAAGUGCUGCAAUUAAAAAUUUGAAAAACUCAAACGGGUCAGAUAGCAACUGCGUUAGCAAACAGAGCACAUGGUACCUUAUCGAGCGAUACAAAAAAGAACUAAAAGGAGCAGCUUAUGUGCCGCCUAUCUCAUUCCCUCAAAGGCUUCAAAGACCAUCUAAAAAUGAACAAGUCCAGGCUACAACAACGAGAAGCGAAGUUCAGCUGCCAGAGAUCACUAUGAAGAAAAAGGGGACUGAGGAGAAUCAAGUCAAAGCAACUGGUCUUGACAAUAAACGCACACCUUUAAUUCCAUUCCCUCAAAGGUUGCAAAACAACAAACUAGACAAACAAUUCAAGAAUUUCUUGAACACCCUCGUACAACUUCACAUCAACAUUCCUUUUAUUGAUACUAUUCUACAAAUUCCAAAUUAUGCUAAGUUUUUCAAGGAGAUGUUGACUAAGAAGAGAAAACUGCCAAAACAUGAAACAAUAGCGCUAUCUAAAGAGUGCAGCACAAUCAUCCAGCACAGGAUCCUUCCCAAACUCAAAGGUUCAGGGAGUUUCACUCUACCUUGCUCCAUAGGAAAUUUGAAUGAUAUAAAUUGUUUAAUUGAUUCAGGAGUGAGUAUUAAUUCAAUUCCCUUACCUCUUUACAGGAAACUGGGAUUAGGAGAUCCUAAGGCGGCAUCUAUUAUCCUUCCACUGGCAGAUCGAUCAUUGAAACACCCCUACAAAAUAGUUAAAGACAUGCUUAUCAAGGCGGAAGAGUUUAUUUUUCCAGCUGACUUCAAGAUCCUUGACAUAGAAGAGGAUAUCAGAUGCUAA
This is a messenger RNA of Olea europaea var. sylvestris, 840 nucleotides long. RefSeq lists its product as uncharacterized. The record is from RefSeq and is a predicted model, not a curated record. Lineage: Eukaryota; Viridiplantae; Streptophyta; Magnoliopsida; Lamiales; Oleaceae. The coding region runs from base 1 to 840 and encodes 279 amino acids. The transcript has 3 exons.